Molecule: messenger RNA, 2183 nt
Organism: Amyelois transitella
Lineage: Eukaryota; Metazoa; Arthropoda; Insecta; Lepidoptera; Pyralidae
Product: parapinopsin
Exons: 7
Coding region: 1-1671 (556 amino acids)
Biological process (GO): G protein-coupled receptor signaling pathway
Cellular component (GO): membrane; photoreceptor outer segment
Molecular function (GO): G protein-coupled receptor activity
Source: RefSeq, a predicted model, not a curated record
AUGACGACGUACACUGAUUUCAACGACACGGUCAUAAGGACCUUCGAUGAAGGCUUCCCCCUCCUUAUGCCGAAGUGGGGGUACGUGGUGUCGGCGUUCGUGCUGUUCCUCAUUGGCUUCUUCGGGUUCUUCUUGAACCUGAUGGUGAUACUCCUCAUGUUCAAGGAUAGGCAGCUGUGGACGCCGCUCAACAUCAUCCUGUUCAACCUGGUGUGCUCCGACUUCUCGGUGUCGGUGCUGGGGAACCCCUUCACGCUGGUCUCCGCGCUCUUCCACCGCUGGGUGUUCGGGCACACCAUGUGCGUGCUGUACGGGUUCUUCAUGGCGUUGCUGGGCAUCACCUCCAUCACGACCCUGACCGUGAUCUCCUUCGAGCGCUACCUGAUGGUGACGCGGCCUCUCAGCUCACGGCACCUCAGCUCCAAGGGCGCGGUGCUGUCCAUCGUCUUCAUCUGGACCUACUCCCUGGCCCUGACCACCCCGCCUCUGAUGGGCUGGGGCAACUACAACCAGGAGGCCGCUAACAUCAGCUGCUCGGUGAACUGGCACGAGCAGUCCAUGAACACUCUGACGUACAUCAUGUUCCUGUUCGCGAUGGGCCAGAUCGUGCCCACCAUCAUCAUCACCUUCAGCUACGUCAACAUCAUCAGGACUCUAAAGAAGAACUCGCAACGACUCGGCCGCGUGAGCCGCGCGGAGGCCAAGGCUACGGCGAUGGUGUUCGUCAUGAUCGUAGCCUUCACCGUCGCCUGGACGCCCUACUCCUUGUUCGCUCUCAUGGAGCAGUUCGCUUCUGAUGGCAUCGUAUCUCCUGGAGCCGGCGUUAUACCAGCUCUGGUGGCGAAAAGCUCCAUAUGUUACGAUCCGCUGAUAUACGUCGGUAUGAACACCCAAUUCCGGCAGUCAAUCAAACGCAUAUUCGGCAUCCACACAAAGAACAAGCAGUCGCAAAUGAACAAGGGGUACAACAACACCGGCGUGUCGCCGGCGCGCCUCAACGACGCCACCACGCGGUUCAACUCCACAGAAACCAUUAUAUCCACUUCCACUUCCAAAAAAGUCAACAAAGACAGAAAACUUGUGUUCAAUGACGAAGUCUCUGAAAUAGUCGCACAUGACAAUAAAAUAUUCCAGCGAGAUCUUGAACUAUGUACGAUACAAGAAAACAGAACGGCCUCGGACACAGACAGAUCCAUUGACACGUACGACAGUGAAAACGAACCAAAACUGGGCAUAUUUGGAGCUUCCUGCAAGCUAUUUCGUAAGCGCUCUCCUGUAGUUACCAUCAUAGACACUGAACAUCUUAUAUUUAGUGAAAUCAAAACCAGAAAUGGGGAAAUGGAGAACGAGGACGCGAACGGUUAUGGAAAUGACGCUUAUGAAGAUCAUAUAACUGAUAAAUCUAAGAAUGAUGUGUUUAGUACUGAAAACGAGUAUCAAAGAGUCAAAUCACAAAAGAUAAUCAAACGCAGUUAUUCGCUUGAUCUCAGUGCCCUGGAUAACGACAACAAAAAGAGGAAACUUUCGAUUGAAACGAAGUUUGAAGCAGUGGUCCAACCAAGAGGUCUUUUCAAGGAUGCUAUCGGAAGGGUUUUCGAUCCAAACACACAUCAGUUUCAGAAUUAUUUAUAUAAUAUUGAUAAAUAUGAAGGUACAGACGACGAUGUUUAGGUGUCGAAUAAUUCAUAAGCUGGUUUCAAAUGAUAUCAUCUUAUUGAUGAAAUUUAUAAACUGUGAGCUACUCAAACAUUUGCUCUAGAUGUGAUGAGUUGGUAUUGUAAGGAUACUUAUUUAUAAGUGGGGAGUUUUUGAAAGGCUGAGUGUGUACGAUAGUGAUAAAUAAAAUAUAAAUGUGAUAAAUUCAAUUUAUGGUUUACUUGUAGACCAUCUACACUGAUACCAAGAUGUGCAGGAUAGAUUUGACACCCAAACCAAAGAAUUAAAAAAUUAAAGUAUUGGAUGAUUAAUAUCCAGGAUAUAAAAUAAUGCGUGUAACUUGGUGACAAAGAUAAAAAUGUAAAUAAUGAUUCAAACUUCUGUGGUGAUAGGACAGCAGCUUGGCUAGAGGAUUCUCAAGAUCUUGCUGACAGGAGGUGCUGACACGAACGGACGACUACACGAGGAAGAUGUCGUGGCCAAGGAUCUGUGAUACUAGAUAUGAGCGUUAUUAAGAAUUAUAUAUA